UGUCCUCGUGGUCCAGCGGCCGAGGGAGGAGGCACAGCACUGUCCCUCUGCUGAACCCCACACCACAGAGAAGCUGCUGCCACCAAAGGAAGAAGACAGUGGACCCCGUGACUGCCAGAACUCAGGGAUGUCCCAGCGUGGCGCGUGGUGGCCGGUACCACCUCCUUAACUGACAUGGGCCCAGAGACACAACACAGCUACGUCAGACAGAUCAUCAUUCACGACGACUACGAUACCACCACUCAGGCGAAGGACAUCGCUCUGAUGGAACUCCACGAGCCUCUCCAGUGCACCCCCUACGUGCAGCUCGCCUGCGUGCCUGACUUCUCCCUGCAACUCCGGCAGCUGAGAAACUGCUAUGUUGGUGGCUGGGGGGUCACCACGGCCAGAUCUGGAGGACUACCCCCGUCGCUGCAGGAGGCCAAGGUCCCCCUCAUUGACCUUCAAGUGUGUAACAGUAGCGGGUGGUACCAUGGGGACAUCCACCCCCACAACCUGUGUGCGGGCUAUCCGCAAGGAGGCAUCGACACCUGCCAGGGGGACAGCGGGGGUCCUCUGGUCUGCCAAGAUCCCCAUGCUGACCACUUCUGGCUGGUGGGAGUGACCAGCUUUGGGGUAGGCUGUGCCAGAGCCCGUCGGCCGGGGAUUUACGCCUCUACUCAAUACUUCCGCCAGUGGAUCCUGACCCAGAUGGCGAUGCCCUCAUCGGAAGCAGCAGCUGCAACAGCAGAAAGUCAUUUUAGCACCGAGUUGAACCCCAUUGAGGCACUCCAGCCAGUUCCUAUACGGCCUCUGGCAGGGGACAGCGUGGGUCCUCUGGUCUGCCAAGAUCCCCAUGCUGACCACUUCUGGCUGGUGGGAGUGACCAGCUUUGGGGUAGGCUGUGCCAGAGCCCGUCAGCCGGGGGUUUACGCCUCUACUCAAUACUUCCGCCAGUGGAUCCUGAUCCAGAUGGCGAUGCCCUCAUCGGAAGCAUGGCACAGUAGGCUGUGCCAGAGCCCGUCGGCCGGGGGUAUACAUCUCCACACGCACUUCCAGAACUGGAUGCUGACUCAGAUCACGCGGCACUCAGUUAGAGCAGCCAAUGAAACGGAACACGCCUGGAGCCACAUUCCCACCCCAUCAAACUCUGUGGAGGCGCCUCAAACAACGGAGCCAAGUUAUUUCAGCUCCUGCCUGAAGGCACUCAACAAGCUGCUGGACUUCUUCACUCAGCUGCAGGAGUUCCUGCGGGUCCUGAAAGGCGGAAGCACCUGA
Cuculus canorus (common cuckoo) is the source of this 1257-nucleotide messenger RNA. Its product is annotated as acrosin-like. The record is from RefSeq and is a predicted model, not a curated record. The coding region runs from base 175 to 1257 and encodes 360 amino acids. Gene Ontology annotation, molecular function: serine-type endopeptidase activity. The transcript is spliced from 5 exons. NCBI's taxonomy places the organism in Eukaryota, Metazoa, Chordata, Aves, Cuculiformes, Cuculidae. Gene Ontology annotation, biological process: acrosome reaction; proteolysis.